Medicago truncatula (barrel medic) is the source of this 417-nucleotide messenger RNA. RefSeq lists its product as uncharacterized. The record is from RefSeq and is a predicted model, not a curated record. The transcript has a single exon. Bases 1 to 417 code for a protein of 138 amino acids. Lineage: Eukaryota; Viridiplantae; Streptophyta; Magnoliopsida; Fabales; Fabaceae.
AUGGGAUUACCUUUUGAGUUGGUGUGGCAUCCUCAGGUUCCUUUGAAGGUUUCAGUUUUUGCGCGGCGGCUUAUUCAAGAUCGUUUACCAACGAAAGCUAACCUGGCGACUCGUGGUGUUAUUUCCGCAAAUGAUAUCUUUUGUGUGUCUGGUUGCGGUCAUGUGGAGACAGCUGAUCAUUUAUUUUUAUCUUAUAAUACGUUUGCAUCUCUGUGGCAGCAGGUGCGCGAUUGGAUUGGUAUUUUAGGAGUGGACUCUAUUAUCAUUACAGAUCAUCUGGUGCAGUUUACUCAUUUGGCAGGUGUUGGUAAAGCUAAAAGAUCGUUCUUACAACUUAUUUGGCUUUUGUGUUCUUGGGUUUUGUGGAGUGAACGUAACAACCGUCUUUUCAAUAAGUCCGUUCUUCUUGUCCCUUAA